This is a messenger RNA of Bemisia tabaci, 2018 nucleotides long. Its product is annotated as UDP-glycosyltransferase UGT5. Lineage: Eukaryota; Metazoa; Arthropoda; Insecta; Hemiptera; Aleyrodidae. Gene Ontology annotation, molecular function: UDP-glycosyltransferase activity. The record is from RefSeq and is a predicted model, not a curated record.
ACAAGUAAUCUUGUACAUUUUGGCCGAUCCGGAUCUCUUUCGCGUUCGUUUAUAUCCUUUUGGCGGUUGUGGUUUCAAAGUUUGUCAUUGAGCGAUGGGAAUACAAUCCCGAAUUUAAUUCGCUAAAAAGUCUCCUCCUGAAUCUAAAAUGAUACAGCGGCUCAUUUUUUUCAUGGUGGCUUUUGGCUCUGGCGCCGGAGCCUUUAAAAUUUUGGUUUUAUACCCAACACCUAGUUUUAGUCAUCAGCGACCGAUAAUGGCUCUAACAGAAAAGUUGGUUCAGUUGGGUCAUCAAGUGUUUGCAGUCAGCCCCAAUAUCGUUUUGGGCUUGGAGGGCAAUGAAAAUUAUACCUACGUGGAUGUCUCAUUCUCAUACGAAUAUUUCUCAGAUGUAAAGACGGAUGACGUCGUGAACUUUCAACGUGAGAUUCCAAAGUGGGGAAUAAAAGACUUUAUGGUCCCCAUGGCAGAAAUCCCUGGAAAACAAUUCUUAAGCGAGCCGUUUAAAAAGUUCAAAAAGCGUGUCGAAUCAGAAAAAUUAAAAUUUGAUGUGGUCAUCGUUGAAUCCCUUUGCAUCCCUUGGGGGUGCGGGAUGCUGAGACUUUUAAGCGAAGCCGCUCCGAUUAUAUCAAUGACGACAGUAGCCGUCGAUCACAACGAGAACCAUAUCGGAAGCAGGAUGCAUCUCUCUUUCGUGCCGACCAUUCUCAGCCCCUACACCGACAGAAUGAGCUUUUGGGAAAAGCUCGAAAACUGGAUUUUCUACUCUUACUUUCUAUCCAUGAGUUCAGGGGUGUUCGAAAGUGCCGCUCGGCGCUUUUUCAAAGAUAACUACGGUGCGGAAGCUGAAAACCUAGUCGAAGGUUGCUGGAGUAAUGUUAGCUUGGUUCUGGUGACCUCCAACCCGUUGUAUUUCUAUCCAAGACUUUUAGCAUCGAACGUCAUCGAAGUCGGACCGUUGCACCUUAAGUCACCCCCAGCAUUACCAAAAAACCUACAGGAAUGGCUCGAUGGCGCAGAGAAGGGUGUAAUUUAUUUUUGUCUCGGGGGCAACGUAAAAAGCAAAUCACUACCCGAGAGUGCAAGAGACAAUUUUGUGAAAUUUUUCCAAGAGUUGUCUCCCGGAUACAGAGUUCUUUGGAAAUGGGAAGCGGAUGGCAAAAUCCCAGGACAAUCUCCGAAUAUUUUAACUCAGAAAUGGAUGCCUCAAGAAAGCGUUCUAGCGCAUCCAAAAGUAAAGAUUUUCAUAAUGCAAGGAGGUCUUCAAAGUUUUCAAGAAGCAGUUCACUAUGGUGUCCCGACAGUAGGAAUACCAUGGUACGGAGACCAAAGAGGGGUAGUCGCUAAAAUGGUUGAUGCAAAGAUCGGUUUACGCUUGCUGCCAGAGGAGCUUUCAAAGUUCGAAAAAGUCAAGUCUACCUUAGAGGCCGUAAUGUUUGAUGAAAGUUAUGCUAUAAACAUGAAGAGACAUUCGGCCAUUUCUCACGACUUCACCUCUCAAUCCUUGGACAGAGCAGUGUUUUGGGUCGAACAUUUAGCCCGGCAUGGCGGGGCAUCGCAUCUGAGACCAGCAACCGCUGAAGCAAAUCUUUUUCAACUCCUUUGCUUCGACAUCGUAUCUGUGAUCAUAUGCUUCAGCUUUUUUAUUAUAUUCGUUAUUUACUUUAUUCUUAAGUCCUUUAAAUCCACCAUAUUCGGGAAUGAACUCUUGAAAAAGAAACAGCACUGAGAACCGAACAUUGCCACUAAAACGGUAAAAGACUUUUCCAUCCUCAGAUACCCGUCAUUUAUAUAAUCCACACUGGGAAAAAAUAUAGCUCACAGAGACCGGCCUUCGAUUCAUAUUGACCACAAAAGUUUUUCAGUUUACGGAACCAAAGUUUUCGGUUAUAAGGAGCGAAUUUCGGUUAGCUGAACCGAAAAACUUUGGUGCUCAAUAUGAACCUAACUUUCUUCCUGCCCGUACUUCAAUUAUACGUAUUUUUUACUUCCAAAUAUAGCCUGUGUCUUAUCCAUAA